AUGCAGUACUCCAUCGCUCUCGGCCUCGCCGCCAUGGCUGCCUCCACCAACGCCUUCAUGGUCCCCCGCGACCCUAGCAUGGCCUGGGGCUUCCCCAACGCCCGCCAGAACGCUCGUCUGGCCGCGGCCGCUGCCACUCCCGUCACUACUCCCGGCUCUGGCUCCACCCCGGUCGUCACCCCUGGCGCCACUGCCGCCGCCUCUGGCUUCCCUGCCUCUUCUGGCACCAGCCAGCUCUCCGAGCCCAUGACCGUCACUGGCAACUUCGACGGUGGCAUGAAGGCCUUCGGCCGUGGUGUCGACUGCACCGGCCAGUCUGAGGGUGGCGACAGUGACGCCGUCUUCAUGCUCGAGGAGGGCGCCACCCUCUCCAACGUCAUCAUCGCUGCCGACCAGAUCGAGGGUGUCCACUGCUUCGGUGGCUGCACGCUCAAGAACGUCUGGUGGACCGCCGUCUGCGAGGACGCCUUCACCAUCAAGGAGCAGGGCGCCUCCGACACCACCCACAUCAUCGGCGGUGGUGCCCGCGGUGCCGAGGACAAGGUCCUCCAGCACAACGGUGGCGGUACCCUCGCCGUCUCGGGCUUCCUCGUCGAGGACUUCGGCAAGUUCUACCGCAGCUGCGGCAACUGCGACGACAUGCCCGAGCGUCACAUCACCGUCGACAGUGUCACCGCCACGUCCGGCAAGGUUCUUGUCGGCAUCAACUCCAACAUGGGCGACACUGCCACCAUCUCCAACACCUGCGCCACCAGCGUCGACACCGUCUGCCAGGAGUACACCGGUGUCACCGACGGCAGCGAGCCCGAGGAGGCCGGCUCCGGCCCCAGCGAUGCUUGCAAGUACACCGAGGCUGACGCCCAGGCUUGCUAA
Molecule: messenger RNA, 873 nt
Organism: Lasiodiplodia theobromae
Lineage: Eukaryota; Fungi; Ascomycota; Dothideomycetes; Botryosphaeriales; Botryosphaeriaceae
Product: Pectate lyase
Exons: 1
Coding region: 1-873 (290 amino acids)
Biological process (GO): pectin catabolic process
Cellular component (GO): extracellular region
Molecular function (GO): pectate lyase activity
Source: RefSeq, a predicted model, not a curated record